GGGGGACCGCAUUUCUUCAGUGGGCUGAAACCUCCGUAAGAGUCAAAUCCUGGAAUCGCCCCUACAUCAGUUGUGAGGCCUAUUGGUAAUUAAUUUUCCUUCAAAAAAGUGAACAUAAUACCUUGUCAAUAUCAUGUUUGGUUAAUGGCCACGAAAACCACAGGCUUCAAGCGUCCAGAAAGUCUGUUUGCGCAGGAUUGCAAAAUCCCGUGUGCCUUGGAAAACUGCAGAAUCGCAGUCAGUCAACUUUAAGGAAACAGUAAAUCGCAUCUUGUAAUUUUGCCGCUUGUUCUAGCAAUAUAACAGCCAUCGGAGCCAGCAGGAUGUUAAAACGCUGCUGUUUAAGCGUGACGUGUCUGCGUGAACAGGUGAUAACAUCUUGGAAAUUAAAUGAGGAAACAGCAGAUCGCAGUCACCAAACGCAGGUCAUUGCUUACCUGACCAUGAUGGAUAUCGCGGUUUUAGAAAAGCAAUACAACUGGAUUAAAGAAAAGCAAAAGCUGCAGACUCAUGUUGUCUUUUUCAGAAAAUCAAAUGAUAGAGAGAUCUGUGGUAAAUCCCUCAUCAAUUUGGUCCCGAUCAGCCAGGAAGUGAACAGCUCCAAAGCUUUUGAUGAGCAGAUGACCGUUCGGGAGAUACAGUUUAAUUUGCCUGGUGACCUUGACAGCGAUAAAACCCCGUGGCACGCCCACCUGGGAAUGCACCGGAUGACCCAUGUACACAACAGAACCAAAGCCUCCGGUGAAGUAAGAACGGAACACUCGGAAUAUCCAGGCAAGCCUGCUCCUAUUGAAAAGUUCUCUGAAUCCGUUUCUUUGGAAACAGUGGCCGGAGAGUCACCUACGGUCCUCGACGUUGAGUUCAGUGAUGGAGAGGCUAUAAAAGAAAGUUCUAGAAAGUUCUCUGCCCCAGCUGUCCUAUCAAGACAGCUAAGUGUGGCUGUUUACCCACCUUCCAUUGCUUCCCAGAGCUCCCAGUACUACCCCUUCCCUCAGCGUAAAUGUCCGAGGAAGUCUGAGGCGGCCAGGAGACUCGGGAUGUAUUCAUCCUUCUAAAUGGACAUAGAGGACAGCCCAAGAUAACUCUCCCUAAGAAGCCAACAUAAAGUAUCUGUAUCCAGUAAAUCACCUUGC
Messenger RNA from Brienomyrus brachyistius, 1133 nucleotides. RefSeq lists its product as uncharacterized. The transcript is spliced from 2 exons. The record is from RefSeq and is a predicted model, not a curated record. Bases 324 to 1055 code for a protein of 243 amino acids. Lineage: Eukaryota; Metazoa; Chordata; Actinopteri; Osteoglossiformes; Mormyridae.